GGGGUCCCCCUGUACGCAGCCCCCGCGUCCCACCCCAGAGGUGGCCACAUCUCCAUCUGCCCCCCCUUCCACCCCUCCUCAGAUGAGACGGCGGCCGAGCGGGAGAAGAAGGUCCUGGAGCAGGCGAAGAAGCGAGCGCUGAGCAGCUCCGUCAUCCGGGAGCUGAAAGAACAGUUCUCGGAGGCGCCGGAGGAAAUCCGCGAAGGGCGCUACCUGCACGCGACCAGGCAGAGCCAGGAGGAUGAGCACAGGAGGCGCUACGAGGAGGCCAUGCUGGUGAGGCUGAACGUGAGCCGGCAGGACAAGGCCCGGCGGCGCCGGGCGGCCGCGCUGGGGGCCCAGCUCCACUCCCUGACCCACUUCGGUGACAUCAGCGCCCUGACGGGGGCAGCGCCCCCCACUGGAGAGGCUCUGAGCCCCCAGCGGAAGAGGAGGAAGAAGAUGAGUGCGAAGAGGGGGAGGAAGAAGGGUGAGUGGAAGGGCAGUCCCUCCAAAGCCAGUGGCGGGGGGUUCCACAGGUGAACAGCAGCCCGAGGAGCUGCUAGACCCAGCUGGGAGUCCGGUCCGCAGGGGCCUGGCCCUGGAAGGCGGGGGGGCUGUGAUGGGUUAGAGCUGGGGGGGCAGGACGCCAGGGUUCUCUCCCGGCUCUGGGAGGAGAGUGGGGGCUGGGAUCUGUCACUCGGCUGCUUGCUGUCCUUCUGCACUCCCUUAUUCACUUUCUUUUGUAGGUUUCCAGAGGCGAUAGCGGAGCGACGCGCCACCCCCCC
This is a messenger RNA of Terrapene triunguis (Three-toed box turtle), 767 nucleotides long. Its product is annotated as neuroguidin-like. NCBI's taxonomy places the organism in Eukaryota, Metazoa, Chordata, Testudines, Emydidae. The record is from RefSeq and is a predicted model, not a curated record. The transcript has 3 exons. The annotation marks the transcript as partial.